UUGUAAACUAUUUGCAAAAAAUGGAAGACUUAUCGCGAGCUAUUGAUGACCAAAAGGAGUUGAUUAAUCAUUUAACAAGACUAGUGCAAACAAUUGAUGAUGCACAUAUUAAAACCCUUCAUGGUGGUCUUAUACAAAUGCAGGCUUACGUUUCACGAACAUUCUGGAUUCUUUCAGCCAGAAAUUUGGCAAAAAGUGUUCAAAAACGCUGUAUUACGUGUUUUAAGUAUAAGGCAAAAGCAGCACAGCAAAUAAUGGGAGAACUUCCUGCAGUGAGAAUUCAACCAAGCAGGCCCUUUAAACAUAGUGGAGUAGAUUACGCUGGUCCUAUUACGAUAAAACAAUCCACCGCUCGAAAUACCGUGACCACAAAAGGAUAUAUUUGUCUUUUCAUUUGUAUGGUGACCAAGGCAGUGCAUCUAGAAGGCGUUACGAGUUUAUCUACUGAGUCUUUUGUAGCUGCAUUUCGAAGAUUCACAGCACGUCGCGGAAUCUGCACUGACUUGUAUUCCGAUUGUGGUACCAAUUUUAUUGGUGCCAAUAAAGAGCUACAAAUCUUAAACAAUCGUUGUCGGUCUUCCCUUCCAAAGGAUUUGGUAGAACAAUUGGCAAACACCGGAACACAGUGGCACUUCAUUCCACCUGCUUCUCCCCAUUUUGGUGGCCUCUGGGAGGCUGGGGUUAAAUCCACAAAACACCACCUUCGACGGAUGAUGGAGAAUCGAAUUUUAACUUUUGAGGAGCUAUGUACGCUACUUGCUCAGAUUGAGUGCUGCCUUAAUUCUAGGCCUCUUUGCCCAAUUUCGUCCGAUCCUGUGGAUUGUCAAGCACUAACCCCAUCUCAUUUCCUUGUUGGUGAACCAACUCUAUGUAUUCCUGACGAAAAUCUUUUAGAACUCAAUGUUGAUCGACUUGCUCGUUGGAAAGUGGUAGAACGUUUAAAGCAGCAGUUUUGGAAAAGAUGGUUGUGCGAAUAUUUAUGUCGUCUACAAUCACGACCAAAAUGGCUAAAAAUGCAAAGAAAUGCCGAAGUUGGUGAUCUGGUUUUAAUGUUCGAUGAACGUGUUCCUCCAGGACAAUGGCCGUUGGCCCGUAUUACUGAGAUUCAUCCUGGAAAAGAUGGACAAGUACGUGUUGUAAGCCUUUCAUCACAUGGAAAGAUUUACAGAAGACCAGUCUCAAAAAUAGCCUUUCUUCCGGUAAAUGAUGAUACCAAUUCUCAUGUCGAAUAAUGUCAAGAACUGUUGUUCUUUGUGCGGGGAAAAUGUUGGAGAAGUUCCUAGUAAACUUAUUUAUUAUUUGUGUUUUUUUGUCCUAUUACAUUUCUAUUUAUCCACUUAUUAUGAGCUCUACUGUUAAUAAUUAAACGAAUUGUGUUUGUGACCCGUUAUUAUAUUUUUUGUUAAUUUGGCAAUUGCAUUUAAAAUGUAAUAAAUAAAAAUUCCAAUAUUGUAUGUAUUCUGUUUGUACUCAAAACCAGUUUUAUACAGAUAAUAGCUAAUAUUGAAGUAUGUUUGUUUGUAAGCAUCUUUAAAUUGUGUUCUAAAAAUAGAAUUUACUUCUUUUUCAACUAUUAUUAAGAAAGCACUGCCUUGCUGCGUAUCAAUUUAUAAUUUUAACUAAAAUAAAACCAAAAUUUUGAAAACCGAA
Messenger RNA from Calliphora vicina (urban bluebottle blowfly), 1650 nucleotides. RefSeq lists its product as uncharacterized. Gene Ontology annotation, molecular function: nucleic acid binding. The transcript is spliced from 2 exons. The record is from RefSeq and is a predicted model, not a curated record. The coding region runs from base 21 to 1232 and encodes 403 amino acids. Gene Ontology annotation, biological process: DNA integration. NCBI's taxonomy places the organism in Eukaryota, Metazoa, Arthropoda, Insecta, Diptera, Calliphoridae.